UGCACCUGCUAAAGAGAACCAUACAAAACUUCCACAAUGUGCGCCACCUGCUCGGGCGCAACGACCCAGUCUAUGCGGACCUAGCGCGGGUGUUCUCGCAAAAAUUACAGGCAAGGGAAGAUGAGACACUUCACCGUCUCGAAGAGGACGAAUCGAAUGGUCCAAAUAGCCGAUAUGACCAAGUGGAGUAUCUCCCCAGUGAGCAUAUCCAACGGGGCAACGACACGUUAGACAUAGUAGACCUAAUGCACCUCUUCAAUUUUUACACUUCCAUUGAAUGGCACCGAUUCAAUUUCCUAAUUCUCAUUUUAAGGUGCAUAAUCAGGAUGGGAAGUAUGGCCAACACCAAUCAGGAGAUGUGUGCUAAGUUUCUAAAGUCCUGUGUUAAUCUGAGGAUUGAAAUAAAGAAAUUUUUGAAGUCACAAAAAGGAGGAUCCAUUUUUAGGCUACACAAGGAGACUAUCCAUUGGGGUAAGUUUAACCACUUAGGGUUAAUACCAAACAGAGUCCCUUCUAUCCGUGUGUCACCUUAUGAGGUGAAACGACUCAGCAGGAGGUCUUCCCCCAGGUGGGGAUAUUCAUCAAAGGGGAUGUACAAUACGAUCAAGUCAUGGAAGAGGAGAGGGAAAAAUGCACUCAUAUUGCUUCCCACAUCUGGGAGGAGAAUCCACCACUUUGAGGAGACCUACGCUAAAUGGAUAAAAAGAAAAUUCAAAUUAGAAAUGGAGGUGUGCAAUGGGUUGAUAGAGCAGUGUGCUUAUCUCGUUUUAGGAGGAUGGGGACAGCUGAACGGUGCACACAUGAAGUGCGUAGAUGUGAAGUGCGUAGACGUGAAGUGCGUAAAGAUGUUACGUCGAGGGGGGCUCUACCUAAACGGGGGUGACUCGUUAAAAGCCCAACUGACGGAUUACAUAAAUGCCAAGUGUGAGUAUCUCCCACCGGAUGAGCUCCUAACCGCUGUGGACUACUUGACGAAGGCGAGAGAAGAAGCGAAAAGGGGAACAAAGGUAGACCCCAAAGCUAGGACAACCAAACUGACGAGAGCGAUCACUCGGAUAAGCCAACACCUGUGCAGUGCUAUUCAAAAAGGGACAAAUGAAUACACCGUGGAGGAAGUUUGCAAAGUGUUAUCCUUGUGCGCGAGGAACAGACAUUACGAUGAGAAUCUCCUAGAUGGGAUCACUGCAUUUAUUGUGGACAAUUUAGACCAAGUCAGCUCGAGAAGACUCACCCGAGUGGCCAUAAAUAUGCAUGAUAAGUUGGGGUACACACGGAAUGAGUUGCUGUUGGCGAUUGUGAAUCGGUACAGCCCGCCUCGCCGGAGGGGCGCAUCGCGGGGGGGCACUCGUUGGGAAAGGAGCGGCAUGACGAGGGGGAAAAGGACUGAAAAAACGUCGAUGGAUAAGACUGAAAAAACGUCGAUGGAUAAGACUGAAAAAACGUCGAUGGAUAAGACUGAAAAAACGUCGAGGGAUAAGACUGAAAAAACGUCGAUGGAUAAGACUGACAAACCGUGGAGGGGUAAGAUCCACGCGAUGCGGCAGGAGGGGAACCCCCCACCAGAAACACUCCCUCGUAGGAACUUCCAAAACGUAAAAAUCAGCCAACUCCUGCGGUUCGUGACGGUCCUCAUCAAAAACGACAUACACCUGGAUGAGGAGUGGACGGACUACUUCCUCUCCCUGAUCAAAGGAAAAUUCACAUAUAUCAGCAGAGGGGACUUUCCCUUACUCUGCUACGCGAUGCUGCACAUGCAGUCGAGGGAGAUCAUCCUCAAUUUUUUCAACCCAUCCAGUAGGUACCAUAUAUAUAAAUAUUUUCCCAUGGAUGAGCUAGCCAAGUCACUCCGUUUGACUCCCCUCAUUCAGAUUGUGCUUCUCCUCAGUAUGCACAUACAUCGCCACAAUAGGAGGACUUUUUUUUGUUUUUUUUUCAACGUGCUGAAGAAGUUUUGCCUUCAGAGUGACAUUCCACACGAAAGCGCACAGGAGGAGGAAUGCAGUCAUGGAGGUGCCUUCACAGGUAUGUCUUCCUCCCCCCACGUAGAGAACGACCAAAGUGGAAAAAACGUAAAACCCGAGUUAAGUGUCUAUGUGCACAAUUUAAACGUCUACGAAAGGGGGAACAACAAUAAGUAUGACAAGAAAAAAAAGCAACACGUACAGAAUCAAAUUGCAAAGAUACCCAUUCCAACCUGUGAGCAAAUGAAAGAAGAAAUAAUCCCAUUCAUAAAAUUAACUCCACCGGAUUACCAACUCGAUGUCAUUCUCGACGAAACUGAUGAGUUGAGCUCCAAUCACGGGGGAAAGACAACGCGUGUGUACACUGUCACCACGCCAGGUGGAGCCGCCCCUCCUAACCAACAGAACAGCGUGAAGGAGAAUUGCCCUCCUAGAGUGACUUCUCCCCGUGGAGGAGAGAGCACCCAUCGUGGAGACUCACUCGGAGACACAAAUCACCCACAUCUUGUCGUAACAUGCAACACAGUGGCCACUGCGGGGGCUUGGAGAGAUACCCCUGCGAAGGGCCUCCCAAGGCAACCCCCCCUACGAGAGAACAACUUACCAAGUGAUAGCGGAGGAAGAACGGAAUCCCCUUUGCGUGAACCCCCCAUGAAGAAACAAACAUACCAUGAAAGCGACUACUUCGAAAACGUAGCCAACGCGCGAAACGUCCUUUGGGCAAUACAGAUUGUACUUCUACACCUUGCGGAGGAGCACCCGAAUGGUUGUCUCGAAGAUGGCUCGGGUAGACGAUGCUUGUCAUCCCGACUGAACGAGCUAACCCUUUCACAGCUAUCCCUGUUGCACAGGACAUAUGCGCUGUGCUGCUCCUACAUCGAUUCUUCCCUCAGUGAGCAGAGGAGCUUAAACAACGAGAGGGUCGUUUCUUCUUCCAGGUUCCACAAACAGGUCCUCUCCAUCCUGGCGCAGGUGGUAUGGAAAGAAAAAGAAGCGGAACAGCAGAGCAUCGGCGGUGCAUCCGUGAUGUAA
This is a messenger RNA of Plasmodium cynomolgi strain B, 2993 nucleotides long. RefSeq lists its product as hypothetical. The transcript has a single exon. NCBI's taxonomy places the organism in Eukaryota, Apicomplexa, Aconoidasida, Haemosporida, Plasmodiidae. The record is from RefSeq and is a predicted model, not a curated record. The annotation marks the transcript as partial.